GGCGCCCGGCUGCUGGCCGUGCUGCUGGCCGGGCUGCUCGGCGGGGCGCGGGGCUUCGGCGACGAGGAGGAGCGGCGCUGCGACGCCAUCCGCAUCGCCAUGUGCCAGAACCUGGGCUACAACGUCACCAAGAUGCCCAACCUGGUGGGCCACGAGCUGCAGGCGGACGCCGAGCUGCAGCUCACCACCUUCACCCCCCUCAUCCAGUACGGCUGCUCCAGCCAGCUCCAGUUCUUCCUUUGUUCAGUCUAUGUUCCUAUGUGCACCGAGAAGAUUAACAUCCCUAUAGGGCCCUGCGGUGGCAUGUGCCUCUCCGUCAAAAGGAGAUGUGAACCUGUUUUAAAAGAAUUUGGAUUUGCCUGGCCAGACAGCCUGAACUGCAGCAAAUUCCCACCCCAGAAUGAUCACAACCACAUGUGCAUGGAGGGCCCCGGAGACGAAGAGGUUCCCCUUCAUAGCAAGACGUCCUUGCAGCCUGGAGAAGAAUGCCACAGCAUGGGAUCUAAUUCAGACCAGUAUAUCUGGGUCAAAAGAAGCUUGAACUGUGUCCUGAAGUGUGGCUACGAUGCUGGGCUCUACAGCAGGUCAGCUAAGGAAUUCACAGAUAUCUGGAUGGCCGUGUGGGCUAGUCUUUGCUUCAUAUCAACAGCAUUCACAGUCCUGACCUUCCUGAUUGAUUCAUCCAGAUUUUCCUACCCGGAGCGCCCAAUCAUAUUUUUGAGCAUGUGCUACAAUAUUUAUAGCAUUGCUUAUAUUGUGAGGCUAACUGUGGGCCGGGAAAGGAUAUCCUGUGAUUUUGAAGAGGCAGCAGAACCUGUUCUUAUCCAAGAAGGUCUUAAGAACACAGGAUGUGCUAUAAUUUUCUUGCUGAUGUAUUUUUUUGGGAUGGCUAGCUCCAUCUGGUGGGUUAUUCUCACAUUGACAUGGUUUCUGGCGGCAGGACUCAAGUGGGGCCACGAAGCUAUAGAAAUGCACAGCUCCUAUUUCCAUAUUGCAGCCUGGGCCAUCCCUGCAGUGAAGACCAUAGUCAUUUUGAUUAUGAGACUAGUAGAUGCAGAUGAGCUCACUGGUCUGUGCUACGUUGGCAACCAGAACCUAGAUGCGCUCACGGGCUUUGUUGUUGCACCACUUUUUACCUACCUGGUUAUUGGGACUUUAUUCAUUGCAGCCGGAUUAGUGGCCUUAUUUAAAAUCCGAUCUAACCUUCAGAAAGACGGAACUAAAACUGACAAACUGGAAAGACUGAUGGUCAAAAUCGGUGUCUUUUCAGUGUUGUACACCGUCCCUGCAACGUGUGUCAUUGCGUGUUAUUUUUAUGAAAUCUCCAACUGGGCUGUUUUCCGCUAUUCAGCAGAUGAUUCCAACAUGGCCGUGGAGAUGCUCAAAAUCUUCAUGUCCCUCCUGGUGGGUAUUACAUCAGGUAUGUGGAUUUGGUCAGCCAAAACUCUGCACACGUGGCAGAAGUGCUCAAACAGACUGGUGAACUCAGGGAAAGUGAAACGGGAUAAGAGAGCAGAUGGUUGGGUGAAACCUGGGAAAGGGAACGAGACUGUGGUAUGAGAGAACAACGACACCCCAGUGCUCUCCGACUGUUGUCACAUGACGGACUGAUGGUGUGUAAGCACUGCAGUGGAAGUGCUGCUGAGUGUAGAGUAGGGAGACGGAUACGAAACCUAUCUCUGGGGUGGGAGGAGAGAAAAAAAGCCUUAAAGAAUAAACAACAAAAAAUCAUGCUGCAAAUACAAUAGCCAUAAACCAUGCUGCCCAAAAUAGGAAAGCCCAGGGAGGCUUUAAAAGCUGUGAAAAAACCCAAAACACAUUAUUAUUUUUUUUUUCUGAAGCAGGUUGCAGUAUACUUAAGUCUUUAGAAGCUGCGGGACUGUAGUUGUUCUAGUGAUGUGGGAUGGUGUUUUCUUUGAAUCGUCUUACAGCUGAUAGUGGAAAGGCAGGUUGCAGCCAAAUCCUGGGCUGAUUUAGGGUCUACUUAGCAGAAGAUGGGGUUUCCAGAAGCUCAGUUAACUGUCCUCCUUCCUUCUGAGUUGAACAUCAUGAAGGAAGUUCCCACUGAAGACUCUGUCUUUCCACCCUGGGAAAUCCUGUUGCUCCCAUUAGUGUUGCAGGCUGCACAAAUCAGCUAAGGAUUUAAGUUAAGGAUCAGGCCCUUUAACAAAUGCCAAGUGGAUUUUCCAGGUCUGAGAUUUACCCAUAAGGAGUAGCAUUUAGUGAGGUAUUAGUGAGGAUGAUUCUUUAACUCAUCUGAUGAUCUAAUAAUAAUUUUGACACAUAUUCUUUUUACCACCUUCACCUGGCCUGAAUUCAGUUUUGGCCCUGUUCUGAGCAGGAGUUCAGACCUCCCAAGAUCCAUUCCAACCUGAAUUACUUUAUGAUUCUGUCAAUAUUUCUUUUUUUUUUUCAUCUUUACUCAAGGCCAUUAUCAGAAGGAGAGAAAUAAGUGAGAGCUUGGAAACUGUGUAUGCUGUUCUGCAUCGAUUUUUCUAUUAUCCGUCUGCCUCUGUUCCUGUCCUUUCAGGUGCUCCUGCUAUUUCCAGCCAACUACUUUAUUCCCCUUGUGUUUAAUAGCUUUAAAUAAGGUCUUAUGUUAUAGUAUUCCUUCCUAGAGCAGAGAGAAAAGUGAGUGGAGGGUCUCUUCAGAACAAUGUCAGUCUUCUCCAAGUAAACUUAGCUGUGUCUCUCUGGAGAUCCACUGCACAAAGCAAUUAAGUCUUAAUAUAUUAUUUCAUUCGGUGCGAUGGUAUCUCUGCAGACGCCAGACGUUCAGUUCCUUGGCAGCCUCAUGUUCACAGAGAUCAGUUGUGUAAUUAUGUGUGUCAGCUGCAAUUAAAAGAGCAUUCUCAGCCCGUGACAUAGCAGCACUGCUGACUGCCUCGGAGCGGUCCUCGGAUCGCUCGCUGAUGGCUCCAGCGAGUUUCGUUAGCGUACAGAUCCACGCGGAAUGAGAGCAGGCGUUCAGCCAUCGGGAGCAAGAAACAUUUUCGGUUUUUGUAAAGGGAGCCAAAGAGAAGAGCUCCAACUUCUUGAGGGAUAACACUUCUUACCCAAUUUAAAAUUCUCUUAUCCUUUUGGUUGAAGAGGCAUUGACCUGUUGUGCUCAUGGGGAGCUUGAACCUUAUGCGUGGGGCUUGUUUGGCUAGUAAGGAGCGUGAUGCAAACUUAAAUAGUCCACAAGCACUUAGGAGAACACUGUUUCAAUGCUCUAUCCCUUUGAAGAACCUUUGGUUUUUUUAUCUGCAUUUUCAAUUUGUUUGUUUGUGUGGACCCUGGUCAGCUGCUGAGUGUCCCGCGGUGCCUCAACUCGCAUGACCUUCGGGGCAGCUGAGGCUAGGCGCUGCGUUAUUACAGUCCUCACUUUACGUACAGGUGCCCCAUGUGCUUCCCAAAAUUCAUUCCAGCUCUGGUUAUGAGCACUAAUCUGUCCCAGAAGCAUGUAUUGUUUCAGUGUGGAUGUUGAAACAUGUGCUAUAGCAUAUUUGGGGGGAAAAAAAAAGAAAAAAAAGAAACCAAACAAACCCUAAUUGCAGUCUUUGUGGUUGGGCUCUCUCUCUAGCAGAACAAGUGACAACUUGACACAUUCGGCUCCAAACGCACAAGCAUUGUUUUGGCCAGCUCCACGUACCAGCUGAGCCUUUUGAUCCUAUCUAUAAAGUCUCUCACUAUUUGGUGAUGUGUUUGGAUCUGGCUGUUCCUCUGUGGACAAGAAGUUCUGCACAUGCAAGAGCUUGAGAUGGCUGAGCUUCUCCGUGAUGUGGGCUUUCUCCUGACACAGCAAGGGCUAUAAUAUCAGCAGCUAUAUUUUGACUUGGGGGGUGAAGGCAUCAUAUGAGCUUUGUCUUCUAACCUCAUAUUGGCCUGUGCCAGGGUCAUUCAUUCAGGUGUCCCUCAGUCUCAAAUGGUUUGGACUUUCUCUUGGCUAAUAUGAUUCAGAUCCCUGCAUCUCGUAUUAUGACCCUCUGCACUCCAGGCAGACUCUCCAGGACUCCCUGGCAAUUUAUGACAUUGGAAAUGAGUCAGCCAAAGAUACCACCACGUUGCCUUACUAGGGAGCUGGGGAAUAUACCACUAACAAGUGUGAGGCACUCAACUACUGUGGCUAGGAAGUGGGAUGGGGAGAAACACCAGCUGUUCCUGGAGGAACAUCUGUUCCAGGUUUUCCAGAGGCACCAUGCCAACCUGAAGCAAGACUAGCUGGCUGGCUUCUGCUGCAGGGACAAGAUCGUUCCACGAAUUUAUUCAGCCCUGUGCAUUUAGCUUUUUCUGCUUUGGGGACUUGCAAGUGGGAAGUCACGGCAGAUAGUCAAAAAGUCAGCAGUUAGGAAGAGGGGGUAUCUGCAACUCGUACGUUCUCUCCUUUCAAUGCUGUUACAAAUUUCAAGCCAAAAAAAUGUGUGACUAAUCCUGUCUCGGAAGUGCAGUUGCUGUGGUUAUAGAAUGAGAAAUGUUGCAGCGGUCACCUUCCUUGGAGGAUCCCUGCACCCUCCCUCGAGCUAUUUCUACUGUGCUCCCCCCACCCCAGCACGUUCACCUGGCCACGGGUUUCCGAUGUGCCUGAUGGAGAGGUACAAGCUUAGCUCGUACGUUAAACAGACAAGUUAGCUUCUUUUCUGAACUUCGGAGGCAAUAGACACUGAUUAUUUGCGGGUGUGAAGAAAACAGCUACUUUGAUGUAUGUACUGUAAAUUUCUAAUUUAUCACUGUAAAGAAAACCCAAAACUUUGCUAUUUAAUUUUUAUAUCGAAAUAAAAUUUUACCCUCUGUGGAGAACUAAGGGGUUCCCGCCAGCUCUCA
Molecule: messenger RNA, 4803 nt
Organism: Rhea pennata
Lineage: Eukaryota; Metazoa; Chordata; Aves; Rheiformes; Rheidae
Gene: FZD4
Product: frizzled class receptor 4
Exons: 2
Coding region: 100-1560 (486 amino acids)
Biological process (GO): canonical Wnt signaling pathway; retina vasculature morphogenesis in camera-type eye; non-canonical Wnt signaling pathway
Cellular component (GO): plasma membrane
Molecular function (GO): Wnt-protein binding; Wnt receptor activity
Source: RefSeq, a predicted model, not a curated record